AUGGAUCUAGCCCAUCUUUUUCCCUGUUGGUGAGGAAAGGAGAGUACCCGUACAAUAUGUGCGCACAACCAAAAACAACAGACCAGAGCAGAAAAAGAAACCGCAGGAAAACAAGUGCCUAUGGCGACGUUGGAAUUUGAAUACCAUCAACACCACCUGAGGAUCUCAUCCCAAUACAGCAAUGGCCAACAAUAAUGUCACCGGAUCUCCCCUCGAGAAAACCAGCUUGGCUUCACUCGACCAGAGGCUGGCCAUGGCGAAACGGUGCUCUCGCGAGGGUGUAAAAGCUGGAGCCAAGGCGGCUGUUCUAGUGGGGAUAGCAACGGCCAUCCCAACCCUGGCUAGUGCAAGGAUGCUGCCCUGGGCAAGAGCAAACCUCAACCACUCAGCUCAAGCACUCUUAAUCUCAACAGUUGCUGGAGCAGCUUAUUUCAUAGUUGCUGACAAGACUGUCUUGGCCACGGCUAGGCGGAACUCCUUCAAGCAAGUCUCCAACAUUGAGGCAUGAACUCAAAAAACUAGACAAGAAGCUAAUAUGGCUUCCGUUUCGACCCAACUUGUAUCUGAGUGAACUAGAAAGCAGAGCACCAUCUUGUGUCACAUAAAAAUUAAGGAUGCGUUCUUCUGCUUCACACUGAAGAUAAAUCUACUUCAAAUUUUAUAUAAGAAUGAAGAGUAUGAGUAUGUACUCAGUAA
Molecule: messenger RNA, 696 nt
Organism: Syzygium oleosum
Lineage: Eukaryota; Viridiplantae; Streptophyta; Magnoliopsida; Myrtales; Myrtaceae
Product: early nodulin-93-like
Exons: 5
Coding region: 182-508 (108 amino acids)
Source: RefSeq, a predicted model, not a curated record